GGAGAGCGGCGGCGCCGGCGGCUGGGCGUGACUUUCCGCGCUCCCUUUAGCCUGCCUGCCUGCCGGGGGGAACCGCGAGUCAGUCAGGGAGCCGAGCUAAGCCGGGACUAACGGCGGCGCCGGGCGAAGAGCUCCGGGAUUAAGGGGGCACCCGGCACCCCACCCCGGGCACCGGGGGAGGCGAGCAGCGCGGGAGGCGCGGGGCGGCGGCCCCCGGGGCGAGGACAGCGGCGCGGCCGGAGAAAGGCGGGUAGCCCCCGGCCACUUCGCGCCCCUCUUUCCCUGCCCUUUAAAAGCGACGAGAGGGCGAGGAGGGGGAAAACAGCCCGUGGGGCACCAAGUGGGGGAGUCCGGCUCCCCCACUCCCCGCCUGCCCCACUGACUUGGAGGGGGGCGAGAGGGGCGCCUCCUACUUUGGCAAACACUUUGGCACUUUGCUGGAUCCGGAGCAGGAAGGGGUGGAAAUAUGGGGAAAGUUGGAACUUGCCUGGUUACUUUGGCCGGACUUUUGCUGGCGGCCGGAGCGCAGACGUUCACAGGAUGCUGUACUUUCGAUGAGCCUCUCAGUUCCUGUGGCUAUAGUCAGUCAGAUGAUGAUGAUCUUAACUGGGAUCAGGUGAAUGCACCGAUAAAGCCCUCCUCAGAUCAAGGGAUGCCAUCUGGUUCUUUCAUGUUGGUGAAUACAUCUGGGAGAUUUGCGGGACAGAAAGCUCACCUCCUGCUGCCCCAUCUGAAAGAAAAUGAUACGCAUUGUAUUGAUUUCCACUAUUACGUUUCAAGCAAGACUGGAUCUAGCCCUGGCACUUUGAAUAUAUAUGUGAAAGUUAAUGAUGGUCCUAUUGGUAACCCGAUAUGGAACACAUCUGUCACUGCUACUUGGAACAGAGCAGAACUGGCAAUUAGCACUUUCUGGCCCAGUUUUUAUCAGGUUGUUUUUGAAGUGGUCACUUCAGGUCACCCAGGAUAUGUGGCUAUUGAUGAAGUGAAAGUGUUAGGACAUCCAUGUACAAAAACUCCACAUUUCUUGCGUCUUCAGAGUGUGGAAGUCAAUGCAGGACAAUUUGCUACUUUUCAGUGUGCUGCCAAUGGUGGAACUGACUCAAAUGACAGACUCUGGCUACAGGGUAUUUAUGUAAGGGAUGCACCUUUGAAGGACAUAAAAGUGUCCAACUUUCGCCGAUUUGUAGCUCUUUUUAGUGUGGUAAAUGCCACGAAGCGGGAUGCUGGCAACUAUCGCUGCAUGAUUCGGACAGAAGGAGGAGUUGGUGUAUCAAACUAUGCAGAACUGAUAGUCAAAGAGCCGCCAGUGCCCAUUGCUCCACCUCAGCUGUCCUCAGUCGGUGCAACUUACCUGUGGAUACAGUUGAAUGCCAAUUCCAUCAAUGGGGAUGGACCCAUUAUUCAAAGGGAAGUUGAGUAUCGAACUUCAAGUGGAAGCUGGUAUGACAUACAACCUGUGGACUCCACAAGCUAUAAGAUUGGGCACCUGGAUCCUGACACAGAAUAUGAAAUCAGUGUAUUACUUACAAGACCUGGUGAAGGAGGAACCGGAUCUCCUGGCCCAGCUCUCAAAACAAGAACAAAAUGUGCUGAUCCAAUGCGUGGGCCACGAAAACUAGAGGUUGUGGAGAUCAAAUCUAGACAAAUCACUAUUUGCUGGGAACCAUUUGGAUAUAAUGUCACACGUUGCCAUCGAUACAACCUCACAGUCCAUUACCGUUACCAGGCUGGAGGACAAGAGCAAGUGAGAGAAGAAGUAAGCUGGGAUACAGAAAGUUCACAUCCCCAGCAUACAAUUACUAAUCUGUCACCGUACACAAAUGUCAGCAUCAAAUUAGUACUAAUGAAUCCCGAAGGACGAAAGGAAAGCCAGGAACUUGUAGUACAAACUGAUGAAGAUGUCCCCAGUGCUGUGCCACUUGAAUCCAUUCAAGGGAGUACUUUUGAAGAGAAGAUUUUUCUUCAAUGGAGAGAGCCAGCGCAAACAUAUGGUGUGAUUACUUUGUAUGAGAUCACCUACAAAGCAGUCAGUUCCUUUGACCCAGAAAUAGAUUUAUCCAAUCAAAGUGGAAGAGUCUCAAAGCUAGGAAAUGAAACACACUAUCUCUUUUUUGGACUGUAUCCUGGCACUACCUACUCUUUUACAAUCAGAGCCAGCACAGCUAAAGGCUUUGGACCUCCAAUCACAAAUCAGUUCACCACUAAAAUAUCAGCACCCUCUAUGCCACCAUAUGAACUUGAAACACCUUUGAAUCAAACUGACAGCACUGUGACAGUCUUGCUGAAACCUGCACAGAGCAGAGGCGCUCCUGUCAGUGUCUAUCAAAUAGUUGUUGAAGAAGAACGCCCACGGAGGACCAAAAAGACAACUGAAAUCCUGAAGUGCUACCCAGUGCCCAUUCAUUUCCAGAAUGCCUCGCUUUUGAAUUCCCAGUACUACUUUGCUGCAGAGUUUCCAGCCAAUGGUUUACAAGCUGCUCAGCCUUUUACUAUUGGUGAUAACAAAACCUACAGUGGUUUCUGGAACACUCCUCUUCUCCCUCAUAAGAGCUACAGCAUCUAUUUUCAAGCUGCUAGCAGAGCCAAUGGGGAAACCAAAAUCGACUGCGUCAGGGUAGCCACAAAAGCUGCGAUAAUCGUGACUCAGCUUACAACACCAUACAUUCGCAUCGCCCCUGCUGCAGGCGACGACCAACUAACAGGGGCUGCCACUCGAAAACCGGACCCAGAGCCUGAGAAGCAGACCGACCAUACUGUUAAGAUUGCUGGGGUCAUUGCGGGCAUCUUGCUGUUCGUCAUUAUAUUUCUGGGGGUUGUGCUGGUAAUGAAGAAAAGAAGAAGCUAUCACUCCUACACUUAUUACCUAAAAUUGGCUAAAAAGCGGAAAGAAACAUUGAGUAGUACGCGGCAGGAAAUGACAGUGAUGGUGAAUUCAAUGGAUAAAAGCUACACUGAGCAAGGCACCAACUGUGACGAAGCUUUCUCUUUCAUGGACACCCACAAUCUAAAUGGGAGAUCUGUAUCUUCACCAUCUUCAUUUACAAUGAAAACUAACACAUUGAGCACAACAGUGCCUAAUUCUUAUUACCCAGAUCCAUUUGUGCCAACUGCAAUUUUAGAUGAAACCCAUACGAUGGUCAGUGACACAAGCAGCCUGGUCCAGUCCCACACCUACAAGCGUGAUCCAGUGGAUGUGCCCUACCAGACUGGACAGCUUCAUCCAGCCAUCCGUGUAGCUGACUUGCUACAGCACAUCACCCAGAUGAAGUGUGCAGAAGGCUAUGGAUUCAAAGAGGAGUAUGAAAGUUUCUUUGAAGGACAGUCUGCACCGUGGGAUUCAGCUAAGAAAGAUGAGAACAGAAUGAAAAACAGAUAUGGGAAUAUCAUUGCAUAUGAUCAUUCUCGAGUGAGAUUGCAGCCCAUUGAAGGAGAAACAAGUUCUGAUUACAUCAAUGGAAAUUAUAUUGAUGGUUAUCAUAGACCAAAUCACUACAUUGCUACACAAGGACCAAUGCAGGAGACAAUAUAUGACUUUUGGAGAAUGGUAUGGCAUGAAAACACAGCCAGCAUAAUCAUGGUUACUAAUCUCGUAGAAGUGGGAAGGGUCAAAUGCUGCAAAUACUGGCCAGAUGACACAGAGAUAUAUAAAGAUAUUAAAGUUACCCUAAUAGAAACAGAGCUCCUGGCUGAAUAUGUGAUUCGAACGUUUGCAGUAGAAAAGAGAGGUGCUCAUGAGAUUCGAGAAAUUCGGCAGUUUCACUUCACUGGCUGGCCAGACCACGGUGUACCGUACCAUGCAACAGGCCUGCUGGGAUUUGUACGGCAGGUCAAGUCUAAGAGCCCACCAAAUGCUGGCCCUCUUGUUGUUCACUGCAGUGCUGGUGCUGGCAGAACUGGGUGCUUCAUUGUUAUUGACAUCAUGCUAGAUAUGGCAGAAAGAGAAGGCGUCGUAGACAUAUACAACUGCGUGAGAGAGCUUCGGUCUCGGAGAGUUAACAUGGUGCAGACUGAGGAACAGUAUGUAUUCAUCCAUGAUGCUAUCCUGGAAGCCUGUCUUUGUGGGGACACAUCUAUUCCAGCUUCUCAAGUUAGGUCUGUUUACUAUGAAAUGAAUAAACUGGAUCCUCAGACUAACUCCAGCCAGAUCAAAGAGGAAUUUAGGACUCUAAAUAUGGUGACUCCGACGCUGCGUGUAGAAGACUGCAGCAUAGCACUUUUACCACGAAAUCAUGAAAAGAAUCGCUGUAUGGAUGUUCUGCCUCCAGACAGAUGCCUGCCUUUCCUCAUAACGAUAGAUGGGGAGAGCAGUAACUACAUUAAUGCUGCACUGAUGGAUAGCUACAAGCAACCGUCAGCUUUUAUAGUUACACAGCAUCCCUUACCAAAUACUGUCAAAGAUUUCUGGAGACUGGUCCUAGAUUAUCACUGCACUUCAAUAGUUAUGCUGAAUGAUGUCGAUCCAGCACAGCUGUGUCCUCAGUACUGGCCAGAAAAUGGAGUACACCGACAUGGUCCUAUUCAGGUGGAGUUUGUAUCAGCUGAUUUAGAAGAAGACAUAAUCAGCCGGAUAUUCCGAAUUUAUAAUGCAGCCAGACCCCAAGAUGGCUAUCGAAUGGUACAGCAGUUCCAGUUCCUGGGAUGGCCCAUGUACAGAGACACUCCCGUUUCUAAACGCUCCUUCUUAAAGCUCAUCCGCCAAGUGGAGAAGUGGCAGGAAGAAUAUAACGGGGGAGAAGGACGCACAGUUGUACAUUGUUUGAAUGGAGGUGGCCGCAGUGGGACAUUUUGUGCAAUCAGUAUUGUUUGUGAAAUGCUUCGACAUCAGAGGGCUGUUGACGUAUUCCAUGCUGUGAAGACACUGAGGAAUAAUAAGCCUAACAUGGUGGACCUUCUGGAUCAAUACAAAUUCUGCUAUGAAGUGGCUUUGGAAUACUUGAAUUCUGGCUGAUAGCAUAACCAGCACAGGCAAAGAUCCUCCUUUCACCACCACAAACAAAGCAAGUCGCUUCAUGAUAUCUGUGUAAAUGAGGUGGAGACUUCUCAGUGUUAUGCUUAUACUGCUUUGUAUAAUUGGCUCUUUUUAAGAGCCCAAAAAGAUGUUUAUAAACCUGCUUGCACUGCCCAUUUUCCACUAUUAUGCUGCUGCUUGACACCCAUAUGAACGUACACCAAACCACAUGGCAGUUGUUGAACACUGUAUUCAUACAUAGCCUUUGAUGUGGUGAAGCAGCAUAGUCCUCUGGUAAAUAAGAGAGCACAAUUAUAUUCUUAUGAAGGAAUUUGUACUUUUCUGUUAUAUUUCGUUGCCUGUGAUUCUCAGUUAUUGUCACAGCCUAGUGUACAUUUCUGUUCUGUGGCGAAUGCUGUCUGGCAUUUUGAUAAUAUAUAAUUUUAGUUAUAUUUGUAUUCUAACACGUGCAUAAUAAAUGAAUCAUAUGUAGCUUAUAUGAACUAAUGGAAAGACACGUACCAAAUCAUGUUAACUUUGUUGAGUUGUAAUUUCUAUCCACUUUGUACCAUUUCAGAGAGAGAAUCUUGAUAGAAACACAGUUAGAAAAUGCAAAAUACAGGAUGCUCAGAUUAAUAUAUCCAAAGCUUUUUCAUUUGUUUAUAUUGUAAAUAUUUUUUGAUUUCAUCAAAUUAUUUAUUCAUUAAAAUGAAUUUUUUUUGUGAAGCACAGUGAGUGACAAUCAUUUUUAUUAAGCCCUGGAAAUGCUUACUGUAUGAUAGUGUAAACAUUUGUUUACCUUGUAUGAAUUCUCAGCUCAAUAAAUAAUUACAUACAUGAUAAAA
Messenger RNA from Phalacrocorax carbo (great cormorant), 5793 nucleotides. The record is from RefSeq and is a predicted model, not a curated record. NCBI's taxonomy places the organism in Eukaryota, Metazoa, Chordata, Aves, Suliformes, Phalacrocoracidae.